AUGGCAAAACAAACCAACCAAGAGCUAUUCGUAGGUGGACUUGCAAGGGCCUUGAAAGAACAACGACACGUCGAUGUAUGCCUUAAGGCAGGAGAAAGUGAUGAGAAAGGCGUAUCUAUAUCUGCCCACAAGAUUGUUCUGUCUGCAAGAUCUGAGGUGUUUAAGAAGAUACUUGAAUCUGACGAGAUCAAGGCAACGACUAAGCUAGAGACAAUCACACUCUCGGAGCUGAAACAUGAAGAGUUAGAUGCUUUAGUUGAGUUCAUCUAUAGUGAUGGCACUAUGCUUUCUGAACAAGGGAAACAACAUGUUAUGUCACUCUUUCUUGCAGCUGACAAAUAUGAGAUUCCACAUCUACGUGACCUAUGCAGAAGCCAUCUUAGAACAUCUAUGAAUGUGUCUAACGCUCUAACCGUCCUUGCACUCGCCCAAAUCCCUAUUGACCAAGCCCUCAGUGAUGAUGCCUUAGGUUAUAUUAGAGCCAAUAUGAGUGCAAUUUGUAGCACGGCUGAGUUCGAGGAUUUUGUUGUCAAUUACCCAAGUCUUACCGUUGAAAUACUGAAGGGUAUUUAUGAUCCGGCGAGUGGUAGAGGUGCUCGCUAUACGUGUAAUUAA
This is a messenger RNA of Capsella rubella, 615 nucleotides long. RefSeq names its product putative BTB/POZ domain-containing protein At2g40440. The transcript has 2 exons. Bases 1 to 615 code for a protein of 204 amino acids. The record is from RefSeq and is a predicted model, not a curated record. NCBI's taxonomy places the organism in Eukaryota, Viridiplantae, Streptophyta, Magnoliopsida, Brassicales, Brassicaceae. Gene Ontology annotation, molecular function: protein binding.